AUGACUGAGUGGUAUAGAAUGAAGACGGGCUUCAUUAACAAGCAUGAUUCAUCGGAAUUGUCGACAGAAACUUCGUGUGAAAUGUCAGACUCCUUCAAUAUAUUUUCGGAUAAUUUAAGUCCGAUUCCUUCUUCAAUAGUGCCUAGGAAGUUGGAUUUUAGCAGCAUGGAUGACGAUGAUGGCAUGAGGGAUGCUGUACCUCCUCCAGUUACACAUAGUCCUCCGUAUAAACGAGUUAGGGCUCUAAGGUUAUUCGACAGUCCACACACGCCGAAGACCCUGCUAGAGAAAUGCUCGACUCCAUCACACCAUCCGCCGCGCUCCAGGCUAUUCCCGCCCAAAUUAAAUGCGCAGUCGGGCAUGCCGUCAGGCUCCAGUCACCACCUCCACCCACCGUCAGGCGACGACGACAGCGCGCUCGGUAGUCUGCCGCCAGACGAGCUGGACGAGUCCAGGAUGAACAGGCGAGCCGUCGCCAACAUCAAUCCGUUCACACCUGAUGGCCAAGCUCUAAAUAAGAAGAAGCGAGCGUUGUCAAAAACACCGACUUGGGGCGACGCUACCCCUGAACAGCCGGCCAAGAGACUCAGGGAAUCAAACAUAUUCCGCUACAACGUGGAGUUCCUAGAACUGGGCGUGAUCGGGCGAGGGCAGUUUGGGCGAGUGACGAAAUGUGUGAACAAACUGGAUGGAUGCGUGUACGCCCUGAAGCGGUCGCUGCGGCCCGUCGCCGGCUCGGCCGCCGAGCGGGCCGCGCUCACAGAGGUCUAUGCCCACGCCGCGCUGGGGAAACAUCCUCAUGUCGUCAGAUAUUACUCAGCAUGGGCGGAAGACGACCACAUGAUAAUCCAGAACGAGUACUGUGACGGUGGCUCGCUGCAGCAGAAGAUGGAGUCCGGACCCUUGGCUGAAGCUGAACUGCUGCUGCUACUAGCUCAUAUUGCUGAUGGACUGGCCUACAUCCACUCCCUGCAACUGGUCCACAUGGAUGUAAAGCCGGGCAACAUCUUCAUCUGCAGCGGGGAGGGCGAGCCCUCGCACGACUCCGACGACGGGUACGAUGAUGACGAGCCCCAGUCGCAUCAUAAGUAUAAGAUUGGUGACUUAGGCCACGUAACGUGCGUGUCGUCCCCGUCAGUAGAGGAGGGCGACUGUCGCUACCUGCCCAAGGAGGUCUUACAGGAGGACCUAACGCAGCUCACCAAGGCUGAUAUAUUCGCUUUCGGUUUAACACUGUUCGAGGCGGGCGGUGGCGGUCCCCUGCCUAAGAAUGGUCAGCAGUGGCACGACUAUAGAGAUGGCAAGCUACCGGAGCUGCCCAAACUGUCUAGGGAGUUUAACCAGUUAUUGAGAAAAAUGGUAGACCCGGACCCGUCGAGCCGUCCGUCGGCGGCGCGGCUCCGGCGCCACCCCCUGCUGCACCCCGCCGGGAACAAGACCAAGACGCAGCUGCGCCGCGAGCUCGCCGCCGCCAAGAUGAAGAACGAACUGCUCGCUAGGAAACUGCAGGAGGCUGCCAGAUGUAUAAAGUCAUUAACGCCGAAUUUAGUGCAGAAUCAAGAAUCGGCGAAGUUUCGCACUCGAUCGGCGAAGAGAUUGCAGAAACCGCGCGUCGAUACACACAUAGCGGAGAUGAUCCAAUCUGUGACGUCACCGAUUAGAAUAGACCGGACAUAUAGAAGAACGAAAAAGGUAUAA
Messenger RNA from Spodoptera littoralis (African cotton leafworm), 1698 nucleotides. The record is from the annotation of a GenBank genome assembly. NCBI's taxonomy places the organism in Eukaryota, Metazoa, Arthropoda, Insecta, Lepidoptera, Noctuidae.